AUGUCUGCUGAAGCUCCAAAGAGAGGUGGUUUUAAGGGUAGAAGACCAAGAAGAGGAAGAGACAAUGGUGAAAAGGCCUGGGUUCCAGUCACCAAGCUUGGUAGACUUGUGAAGUCUGGUAAGGUCACCACUAUGGAAGAAAUUUACUUGCACUCUUUGCCAGUCAAGGAAUACCAAAUUGUCGACCAAAUCUUGCCAGGUUUGAAGGACCAAUUGAUGAAGAUCAAGUCUGUCCAAAAGCAAACCAGAGCUGGUCAAAGAACCAGAAUGAAGGCUGUUGUCAUCAUUGGUGACGAAAACGGUCACGUUGGUUUGGGUGUCAAGACCGCUAAGGAAGUUGCCACCGCCAUCAGAGCUGCCAUCAUCAUUGCCAAAUUGUCUAUCAUUCCAGUCAGAAGAGGUUACUGGGGUUCCAACUUGGGUGAACCUCACUCCUUGGCUAACAAGACCUCCGGUAAGUGUGGUUCCGUCUCUGUCAGAUUGAUCCCAGCUCCAAGAGGUUCUGGUUUGGUUGCUUCCAUCGCCGUCAAGAGAUUGUUGGAAUUGGCUGGUAUCCAAGAUGCUUACACUUCCUCUUCUGGUUCUACCAGAACUACCGAAAACACCUUGAAGGCUGCCUUCGCUGCUAUCGGUAACACUUACGGUUUCUUGACUCCAAACUUGUGGAAGGAAACUGUUUUGACCCCAUCUCCAUUCGACGAAUACGCCAGUUACUUGACUGCUUCCAAAUAA
Saccharomycopsis crataegensis is the source of this 732-nucleotide messenger RNA. RefSeq names its product 40S ribosomal protein uS5 RPS2 (gene RPS2). Gene Ontology annotation, biological process: translation. Gene Ontology annotation, molecular function: RNA binding; structural constituent of ribosome. NCBI's taxonomy places the organism in Eukaryota, Fungi, Ascomycota, Saccharomycetes, Ascoideales, Saccharomycopsidaceae. Gene Ontology annotation, cellular component: ribosome; cytosolic small ribosomal subunit. Bases 1 to 732 code for a protein of 243 amino acids. The transcript has a single exon. The record is from RefSeq and is a predicted model, not a curated record.